AUGGACCAGCUCAACAACCCCAUCAUCACGCAGAUGAUCCAAAAUGCCACGGAGACUUGCGUCUUCAAGUUCGGCAUGAGUGGCGUGAUGGUGGGCGUGGCUGGCGAGCCGCUCAAGUUCCGUGAGAUUGCCCGCGACAUGUACCGGACCUCGUCCAGCUACGCUCGCAACUUCGCCUACGUGGGCGCCAUCUAUGCUGGCACCGAGUGUCUAAUUGCCUCAUACCGUGCUGAGCAUGAUGUUGGGAACUCCGUUGCGGCUGGCUGCUUCACUGGCGCGUUCCUGGCGCGCAACGCCGGUCCCCAGGCUAUGGCUUUGGGGUGUGCAGGCUUCGCGGCCUUCUCGGCGGCCAUCGACCAUGUCCUGGAGAACUACAGCUCCCCCAAGGAUGAGUGA
Fonticula alba is the source of this 396-nucleotide messenger RNA. RefSeq lists its product as hypothetical. The coding region runs from base 1 to 396 and encodes 131 amino acids. Gene Ontology annotation, biological process: protein insertion into mitochondrial inner membrane. The transcript is spliced from 3 exons. Gene Ontology annotation, cellular component: TIM22 mitochondrial import inner membrane insertion complex. Gene Ontology annotation, molecular function: transmembrane protein transporter activity. Lineage: Eukaryota; Rotosphaerida; Fonticulaceae. The record is from RefSeq and is a predicted model, not a curated record.